ACGAUAUUAUGCUUCUGCAGCGUUCUCGUCUUGCGAUCGAGUUCUUUUUGUGAGAGCACGACCAAACGCCGGUUGUCGCUGCUUCCAACGGUUGUAGUCCUGUGCUGGCACAUAGAAUGCCGUCUUCGAUGCGUAAGAAAUUUAGGGCCUCCAAGCCGGUGGUAGCGCCUCCGAAACCUGCCGAGACAAGCAAGUCUAGCUCCAAGGCAAAAUCACCUACGUUGCCCACAGCCAAACCUAGCAGCAAGUCUGCAGAGGAGGGACCUUCCGAAUCUGAAAAUGACAAACUUCCCUUGCAAAGGACGCUGAGGUUGACUGGCAAGGCCCGCACAUGGUCUGCUGCUGAACUCCCCACUAGUGAUUCAGAGACGUCGGACAUUUUUGACGACCCUCAUCUCAGCAAGGGAACGAGCUCAAAGUCACAGCCAUUGAUUGAAGGCACGGCAAAGGAGUCACCACAGCAAUCCACCAUUGAGCCAAGCGCUCAAGCCAGCAGCAGCAAGCAGCCGGCACAGACUUCCAAGAAAUAUGUCAAGAAGGCUCAGGGUGGCAAACCUGUUGUGCAAACAAAAAUGGAAAAAAAACCUCAGAAUAAUCCUGUGCAACGCAAGAACAGCUGCGGGAAGACAUCAUUGAGCAGUGCCAAGUCGAUAGAUGCUGCAGUCAGCUCGAAUACUGCUCCAUUGGUGAAGAAAGCGGAUGUGAUGCAGAGUGAGCCUGCAAAAAGGAAUGUGAAAGCAAUCUCAAUCUUUCAACAUGACAGGCCUGUGAGGUUACCCGUGGUAAAAGAAGAAGGCAGCCCUUACAAUUGUAGUGUCCGAGGAUGUCCCUCAAGCACUGGCCAGUGUUUCAUUGGUCUCUGGUUGUUUGCGCUGCCUAGCGAAGAAAGCAGUGCACCACUGCGCGCUGCUUGGCUGAAGAAUGUCCCCAUCGAUCCAGAGAUCAACAGACCACGAAGUCCCCGCGUGUGCUUUCAGCACUUUGCAAAGGACGACUUUGUGACAAACAAGAACCGCCUUGUGGGCCUUGAUGAAAAGGCUGUGCCUUCAGUAGGCAUUCCGAAACAAGCCAUCAUACCAGGGACAUCCUACAACUUUCUUGUAAACAAACUGAGAGCAUAUGCUGAGCCUACGUCAAAUGUUGGCUCUAAGUCUAAAUCAGCAGCGUGCGACAGCUCGGCAGACUUGGCUCUGCCGUCUGGUUCUGCGAACUCCACCGCUGACAUAGGGUCAGGUUCAGGAACAGAACAUGGCUCAGCAUCAGCGACUUGGAUCAAAUCCAUUGUUAGCAUCAGAACAGGUGCAGCAACAGGCAGUGGUAGUUUAAUUGAGGCACUUAAGUCAGAAGCCACAGAUGGUGCCGGAAUAACUUCAAAGCCAGAUGGCCAGUCAAAAUCUGGAGUUGGCAGCAAAAUAUUUUCAGCACGUGAGAGAUGUUCACCAAAGAAGGUCCAGUUAGUAUCCAUGCAUAAUGCAAAAAGAGGCCCAACAGCAGAGAACACCUCAAAUGUAGCUAGCACUUCAGUGUUUACAGGAGGUAAUGAAACUGAUUCACUAGAGAGUAGUGCUACAUUGAAGCCAGUAGCAAAGCCAAAAGCCAUUCAUGGUGCCAAAACAGCUCUAAUAAAGAACAGUGGCUCAGUGCAUAAGGGCAAGUCAAAAUCUGCAGGUGACAGCAGGAUGCUUUCAAUGACAGGCAGCAGCUCAAAAGUGAAAACGCAGUCCACGUCCACACUUGAGACCAAAGCAGGUCAAAUAUCAAACAAGAUUUCAAGAAAAAGUAUUUGUUCAGUACUUGCAGUUUCCAGUGAAACAGGGGAGACCAUUUCAGUUUCAUCAGGCCAUUCUAAAUCUGCAGCCACAGCAGGUUCAAUAGACAGCAGUUCAAAUUCAGCGCAUCAUUCUAAUUGUCAGGUUAUGACAGAAACAGGUCCAAUGUCUGAGUGUGUCUCAAAGCCAGGGGACCACUCAAUAUCUGUUGUUACCAAAACAGAAUCAGUGGCAAGCGACCCAGGCCCGACAAGUCAAUUGGAACCAGUAACUAUGGUUGCGUCAGCAUCAACAUUAAACAUCUCAAAGCCAGUGACUACAGCAGUGCUAAAUGGUAGCAUGGUCACUACCUUGGAAAAGGAGCCCAGGACAUCGGAGCUCACUGGUGUGGAAGCAAGCAACCCGUAUUCAACAAGCCAAUCGGGACCCAUAACUGUCAUUGGGUCAGAGUCAACACCAAACAGCUCAAAACCAGCGACUGCAGCAGUGCUAAAUGGCAGCACAUUUGUAACCUUGGAAAAGGAGCCCUGGACAUCAGCACUCACUGUUGUAGACAAACCAUUGAUGGCAACACUAAGAGCUGAGUGUUCAUCCAAUGCAAGCAGCUUGUCAGCAGUGGAAGACACCCCAAUGGUAGUGGUGAAGCAAGAACUUGAAGAGACUGAGCUUUUCCCAACAGACCUUGACGGCAGUGUCGCUCUUGGUGCAUCAUCGGAGACUCACAGAUUGUAUGUUAAACAAACAGAUGGUGCAGGUCACAGGAGCUCAGAUUUAUGCUUGUUGCACCCAUCUGACGUAUUGGCUCAUGCUUCUUUGUGUCUGCCUUUCUGCUUGCCUUCCACAAGCAAGUCUUGGGAUGCAGGAGCAGCAGGUGCACAUCAAUCUCCUGCUUUAAGUAAUUCCAGUGGUGCCACUAGUCUCACUGGUGCACCAUCUGGGCAGUGCAGAAGCGGUGAGCCUGCCUAUGCUGUACCGAACUUGUGGGACUGCAGCCAGGGCUCAACACUAUCAUUCCAGCACACCGAAGUUUUGUCUGCUGGAAAAGCUUUCACAGCCACAAAUACUAAAAGCAGCUUGUCUCAAAACGCCAAUGAACUGACUCGUGGAUGUGCUGCCGCAUCACUUUCUUCUGCAUUGCACAUGUCUAGUGGACAGAAGAGGAAUGUAGCUGAUUGCCAUGGUGCAGAUGAUGAUGAAGCUGGUGCAUGUUGUCAAGCUGGCCACACUUCUGGCUCCAAAGCUGACUUUGCUUUUAGUGACCAACAGAGCACUUCAGCGUAUAAUGUUGACAUCACUCAGGAGUCUGGGACUGGAGCGAGUCAACCUGAGUUGUCUGCUCAACAAGCAGUUCCAUUCCAGGCACCAAGUCAAGGUGGAUAUGUGCUGCAUUUGAAAAGUGGCAGUGCGUGCAGCAGUUUUUCUAGUGCAUCUUCCAAUGCAUCUAACAAAUGUGAUGGCAGUCUGCAGAGUGAGGCGAGUGGUGAUGAGUGGGUGCCGUUUGAUCCUGCCCAUGGAAAGUAUGUCAUAGAAAAGGAGUACUUAGGAGAGAGAGAUGAUUUUGGGUUAAGUGCUGUUUACUGUACAGUGGUGUGGCUCCCUACAUCUGGAGAUAAUGGAAAGAGCAGCAGUGGCUCUCAAAGCACCGGCUAACAAGAAGACUGACCAUCGCCGAAUUCUAACAAGAAAGCUGUAGGCUGUGAUAUUUAAAUAUAAGAGUGUAGCAUGAUGCAGUUUGAAGCUGUCACGCUAUGGUAAUUACAAUUUUAUUAUUAAUGUUAUUUAUUGCAACAUCUUGUCCUCUCUGUCGUGCCACAACGUGUUGUGCAAUAAACCAUGUGUAGUUCUGAUGUGUCAAAGCCCCUGAUGUGUCAAGGGCUUUGACGUGUGCAUCAAAGCGUAUGCAAACUAUUUCAAAAACAAAUAUAGGUCUAUAGCUACAUAGCUGAAAAGAAAACUGGUCUGAGUAAGCCAAGGAUGCUGUUUGCAUGAAAAAACUUAUUAUGAUUCAUCGUUAAAUUUCCAAAAGGCACUUUAGGAUCCCUGUGACAGACACCCCAGUCAGCACAAGUUGGCUACUAGAUAACUUGAUGCAGCUGUAUCACGGCACACAGGUGCAGACGAGAUUCUAUUCUGACAGGACAGUCAACGCCGCUACCAUCAACUUUACACGACAAAUUCCAGGAGCGUCUGCGAACUUGAGACGUUCAUUUCAGUAUUUACCCGACAUUUGUGCGCACGCUUGUGUACGAGCAGGUAUGAGGGAGAAAGUCUGGGAGCAUUUGCUCCUUGAAUAUCUUACUUUUGUCUAUAGGUACUACGGCAGAGAACUUUUUCUGCUCAUUUUGUAUGAGUUUGUCCCUAGGCGUGCCAGCAUUGGCAGUGUGAGGACUUGUGGGCUUUGAAGCCAUGCAUUGUCCUCAAGUCUUCCUCGUGUUGCUCCUUUCAUGUUGCUGGCGUAAUGGAAUGGAGUGGACGAUUGUUGUCAUUUGGUUCGUGGUCUCCGGUGGAGGCGGGUAUGACAGCAUGUUCUCCUGUCACACUUAUGUAAAGGAUUUGUAAAGUUAUGUAAAGGAUUUAGCAAUAAGGUGUGUCAGGCAACGUAGGUGUCGGUGAACAUCAUAUUGCUACGAGGUGCUGCAGUAGCGAACGAUGAUGACAGGACAGACGAAGAUGAUGAUUGCCGAUAGUCGCACGCACGGGCUUCAUCUUGUAUGCCUGUUUUCUGCCCGUUUUAUAUAUCGUGUAAAUAUAUUGCCAAGCGUCUUUUCUCCCCGUAACAAUAUCAAGCAAGCGAGUGGCGAAAUUCUUUGGCUUACUGGACGGAUCCCGCAUGUGGGCAUACAUUUUGUAGCUGUGUAUUGGUAUAGCUGUAGGAGGGGGGGCAUCUGUUAGCACAAGCAGUAUACGCUAACACGAUCUGGCACAUACUGCUUGAUGACUUCUAGUAUAUCAUACCCGUUCGCAUCUACUGUGUGCGCCAGGACCUUCAUGAGGUGGCACAAGCCUAAGCUGCAAUUUUGCUGCCACAGAACUUAAGUGCUGGUUUCCCAUGUCUGUCCAGCCGUGCAGUUCUUUACGCUGGCUAUGACUGCUGUCGUCCUUGACCAUUUUUCAUCGUCAGGAUUACUAUCGCCAUCUUUACAUUGCGUUAGCACAAAGAUGAAGAAAACUUUGUUCAUUACGGCCACCGCUGGGAUUUGAAUCUAGGUCACUGCAGCAAUGUGUAUUUAAACUUCUCACUUAUUUUCCGAAUAUAAGACCCAAACUAGAAUGUUCUUGCAUCGUAGGGAAUCCUUUCAUUAAAGUUAAUAUCAAUAAACUAGAAGCUAUUCAAAGAAAGGCUGCAAGGUUUAUUAUUGCGAUAGCAAUUAUAUGGACACUCCAAAGUGGAUUUCUGCCGUCGCUGUCGCUGUGAGGUUCGGUAUCACGUCAACGGCGAUGAAAUCGUCGCCGUGCCCCGGGCGCUGUAUGCGCGAGUGAAAAGGCGCGAGGGAUGCGCGCUUUCACGGGGAGUGAACGCACGGCGGAGAGCAAACACGUGUUCUGCGCCGUGCUCCCUGAAGGGCUGAAGAAUUAAGCGUCUCUUUCCUCAUUUACAAUCGCCAUAUAAAGAGAGCAAACGCGGCUUCUUCCGUCGGGCGAAAGGCCAUGGGAGGACGGGAAGGAGGGGAGGCGACGUUUAGCUGCAGCACGAAAUGCAUAUUUAUAUAAAAACGUUGCGAGGCGAGAAGGUGGGCAAGAUUUCCAACGCUGCUCGACGAGUGUCCCAUUCUGAUCUCGUCGAAAACCUCCGAGCCGCCCCCAGAGGCACCGGCAACAGUCACCAACGCCGCGCGCGUUCGGUACGAACGCGGGCAAAACGCCGACGGCGUCGACAACAGUCCUGCGCGUUGCUGGUGCUGCUGCAUGUGCAAGUUUAUACAGCUGAUAAAACUACUAUCCGUACUCCGUAUAGCUCUCUACUAAUUUGCUAUCGCAAUUGAUGCUUCGCCUUUCGGGUGAAACUGCAACAUUUUUUCUAAAUUCAAACUUACAGACUCGCCAAGCGAGCUCAUGACAGGCCACAAGAUUGAAAAACUCAAAAUACGAUGGACGAAGAACCUUCUGAACUUUCUUUAUUCACUUCUAAAUCAUAAGUUUGCCCUUGACUGCAGAAUUUGUUUAUCUCCUCUAUCCACAAGACAUCAUCGAGUCCAUUCUCUAACUCCAUAUUUUGCUAAAACUAACCCAUUUCAGUUUUCAUUCUUUCCACGUAUAAUAUCUGACUGUAACCACCUAACUGAGCCUUACGAAUUGAAUGUUGAUUAGAAUUUGAGGUAUUUUUUCAUGUACAAUGCAUUAGUGUUAUAUUUUCAUAUUGUUGUUUCUUAUGAUUGUGUUGAAAUUGAAAUUGUGUUACAAUUGUUUUCAGCCCUGUUAUACUUCUGUUUACAUACUUCACAAUUGUGUUGUAUACUUAUUUUACUUUUGUUAUGCGUGCCUGUCCUGCUUGGACCGCAUUGAGGUCUGCUGUAUGUAAUAAAUAAUAAAUCAAAAUAAUUUCACUGUUGGGCUACCCACAGAA
Molecule: messenger RNA, 6333 nt
Organism: Dermacentor silvarum
Lineage: Eukaryota; Metazoa; Arthropoda; Arachnida; Ixodida; Ixodidae
Exons: 3
Coding region: 117-3419 (1100 amino acids)
Source: RefSeq, a predicted model, not a curated record